Postia placenta MAD-698-R-SB12 is the source of this 1074-nucleotide messenger RNA. RefSeq lists its product as hypothetical. The transcript is spliced from 8 exons. The record is from RefSeq and is a predicted model, not a curated record. Lineage: Eukaryota; Fungi; Basidiomycota; Agaricomycetes; Polyporales; Adustoporiaceae. The coding region runs from base 1 to 1074 and encodes 357 amino acids. Gene Ontology annotation, molecular function: catalytic activity.
AUGCCGGGCUUUGAAUGGAACCGCGAGACUGAGACCACCCCCGCCCCCGUCGCGGCUGAGCCUACUGUCGUGCCUGCGCCGACUCUGAACGGCCACGGCGACGCCCCCAGCAUUGUCGAUGGCGUCUACUACAACGCCCGCCUCGACCCCAAGAACUUCCUUGAGGGCCCCAUUUCCACGAACCCUGCCACCCGCCUUCGUCAAAUGCUCGCCCGGCCAGGUAUUGUUGUUGCCCCCGGUAUCUGUGACGGUAUCAGCGCCCGCUGCGCUCUCGAGGCCGGCUUCGAUUGUCUCUACCAGAGCGGUGCCGCCACCACUGCGUCGCGCCUCGGCAUGCCCGAUGUUGCGAUCGCCACCUUGAACGACUUCGUCCAGAGCGCGCAGAUGGUCUGCAGCAUGGACCCCACAGUGCCCGUCAUCGCCGACGCGGACACCGGGUUCGGUGGUCCCGCCAUGGUCGCUCGUACUGUAACCCAAUAUGCUCGCGCAGGAGUAGCAGGCAUGCACAUCGAGGAUCAGGUGCAGACCAAGCGCUGCGGCCACUUGAUGGGCAAGCAGGUCGUCUCCCGCGAGGAGUUCCUCCAGCGCAUCCGAGCCGCUGUCAUCGCCCGCGAUUCUAUCCCCGGUGGCUCCGACUUCGUCAUCAUUGGCCGCACGGACUCUGCCCAGGUCCUCGGCAUGGACGAGGCCAUCACUCGUCUCAAGCUCGCCGCCGAUGCCGGCGCAGAUGUCUGCUUCAUCGAGGGUGUGAAGACCGCUGAGUUGCUCACAUCUACGAUCGCGGCGCUCGCGCCCAAGCCCGUUCUCGUCAACGUCAUCUCGGGUGGCCUGACGCCCUCCUUCACGUGCCAGGAGGCGGAGGCCCUCGGUGCGAAGAUCAUCAUCUUCUCGCUCGUAUCUUGCGUCGCAGCUGUCCACGGCAUCCGAGAAGCGAUGCGCUCGCUCAAGAAGACGGGCACGGACUUCACCUCUGCGCGCGGCAUGGACCCGAAGGCGUUCUUCGAGGUCAUGGGCCUGAACGAGGUGAUCACGCUCGACGCGAUGGCAGGCGGCAAGGCCUUCGAGCUCGUGUAG